Esox lucius (northern pike) is the source of this 1352-nucleotide messenger RNA. RefSeq names its product glucagon-1-like. Gene Ontology annotation, cellular component: extracellular region. The transcript has 3 exons. Gene Ontology annotation, biological process: positive regulation of insulin secretion involved in cellular response to glucose stimulus; negative regulation of apoptotic process; adenylate cyclase-modulating G protein-coupled receptor signaling pathway. Bases 944 to 1267 code for a protein of 107 amino acids. Gene Ontology annotation, molecular function: glucagon receptor binding; hormone activity. NCBI's taxonomy places the organism in Eukaryota, Metazoa, Chordata, Actinopteri, Esociformes, Esocidae. The record is from RefSeq and is a predicted model, not a curated record.
CAUUUCUGUCUGAAAUCCCAGAGUAGGUGAACAUAACAAAUAAUAUAAAACGUUAAAUAAGGACAACAUAAAAAAUACCCAGUGAAAUAAAAAAUGUAAUCCAAUAAAGUGCUUUGUGGCACACAUUUGCUCUAUACUAUCUCUAUGCACGAUCUCUAUGUACACCUCUAUGUACGAUCUCUAUGCACAAUCUCUAUGUACGUCAAGUCAUCAGAUGCUGGCUGGCCUGUUCACACCUGCUGUGCUACAGACAGUUGUCACUGACAGAAUCCUCUGACUCCUUGACCUGCAUGGAGAGGUUAUCUCAAACAGGUUCCAAUAACUCAAUAACUUCAAACAUAAUGAGAGGGACGAGAGAGGAAUGAGAGGUAGAGAGAGAGAGAGAGGGGUUCUUCAGAGCAACAUGUGGACUAAUAUAAUGAGAGAGAGGUUGAGAGACUGAGAGUUAGAGAGAGAGAGUGUCUUCAGAGAGUGUUUAGAGCCCUUUGUGGACCUAACACUGUGGGAGGACAUGACCCAACUGUCACAGAAAGACACCUGGUCCUUAUAAAAUGACAGGGAUGGUGACAGAACUCCAGUGGUUCGAGAGAAGCCCUUUCCCUCAAAGCGUCUUCAAGCUACGGUAGCGUGCAGGAUACCACUCUGUCCCAGACUGUGUUAUACAUAGUGUGAACUGGCAACAUUUGACUUUAGCACCUGGCUGUUCCUCCUCCACGAGCGAAAGCAGCUUCAGUUGGAGGAAGACUUUCGAGGACCAGCGUCAAAGCCUCUUCUCCUGCACGUUCUGAAGGUCAGUUCUUAAAAUGUAUCCACUGACAGUUUUCUCGUCGCUCUUAACAUAUUUAAAUCGGACUCUUUAGUGUGCAACAUGAAGACUGCGUUAGCCCUCUGAGAUGAAUCCCAUGGAACUCCCCAGGGAGACGCCAAGACUCAGACGAGGUUAAUGUGCCGGUGCUCUUCUCCCUGUUUCCCCAGCGAAGGGAGCCGACCAGACCCAGAGAUGUGUGUCUCACCAUGGUGUCUUCUGCUGUUGUUGCUGUGUCCCAUCACUCCUGGGAUGGUUCUGGAGGACAGAGCCGUGUCCAGAUGUUCACGGUGGCUUACCUAUGAAAUGGAGAACCGGGAGAAGAUCAUCAACAACUUCAAAAGGCAUUCGGAAGGAACAUUCACCAAUGACUACACCAACUACCUGGACAAGAUCAAGGCCAAGGACUUUGUACAGUGGCUGGUCGGCACCAAACGAGAGAGGGGAAAUCCAGCUUGGUAAUUUCGGUAAAACAGGGCUGAUAGCAUCCUUGUCAUGGUGCGGUGAGCAGCAGCGCCACCGUGCCAUAUUUCCACAAGUUCCCAUA